GUUGCUGCUACACGCUCCAACUCAUCAAAAUUGUUGAAUCGUUUCAAUGGCAUCGCGCGUGCUUCCACGGCAUAUUACUCCAAUUACAACGUCAAACUUGAGUUCGGUGUAUGCGUGCAUAGUGGAGGGAGCAAUGGACGGGGGCAUAGGCCAGUUUUUGACGUCCUGCCUCGCGGAAGCACGGGAAAGUAGCAGCGCGACCGAAACGCGUCGGCCCAUCACGGAAAACAAGCGCAUGGACAAGAAUCAGAUGGACAAGAAGCACAUGGAUAUGAAGCACACGGAUACGAAGCACACGGAUACGAAGCACAUGGACACGAAGCGCGUGGGCAAGAAGCGCAAGCGCAUGGAGGAACAGGACGAACCGGAGGAUGAAGAAGAGCAGGAGCGAGGAAAGGCAAAACGCUGAACAAAGGCUUUAGCGUCCAAUACCCUGAUGAUACGGGCAUGGCUGGAACGGAGGUUACCUUGAACUUUGCUGAACUGAAUAGAAUGAAAUGAUG
Messenger RNA from Eremomyces bilateralis CBS 781.70, 503 nucleotides. RefSeq lists its product as uncharacterized. The transcript has a single exon. Bases 47 to 409 code for a protein of 120 amino acids. The record is from RefSeq and is a predicted model, not a curated record. NCBI's taxonomy places the organism in Eukaryota, Fungi, Ascomycota, Dothideomycetes, Eremomycetales, Eremomycetaceae.